CCCACCUGCAGCGCCCUUGCGCGCAAGCCGGACAAGCUCACAAUCCUGAGGAUGGCCGUGGCCCACAUGAAGGCUCUCAGAGGCACCGGAAACACCAAUACUGAUGGCACGUACAAGCCGUCGUUUCUGACAGACCAAGAAUUGAAGCAUCUGAUUUUGGAGGCUGCAGAUGGCUUCCUGUUUGUAGUGACUUGCGACACGGGCCGCAUCAUCUAUGUGUCAGAUUCUGUGGCCCCGGUCCUGAAUCAGCCACAGAGCGAAUGGUUCGGCUCCUGUAUCUUUGACAAUAUACAUGCAGAGGAUGUGGAGAAGGUCCGCGAGCAGCUGUCCACGCAGGAACCUCAAAACACAGGCCGGAUCCUGGACCUCAAGACCGGCACUGUCAAGAAGGAGGGCCACCAGUCCUCCAUGCGUCUUUGCAUGGGAUCACGACGCGGGUUUAUCUGUCGCAUGAAGGUUGGCAAUAUUGCUGCUGACAACAUGGCAGUAGGACACCUGAACCGUUUGAAGCAGCGAAACAGUUUGGGGCCUUCCCGUGAUGGGCAGAACUAUGCAGUAGUUCACUGCACAGGCUACAUAAAAAAUUGGCCUCCAUCGGGCGUGCAGAUGGACCGAGGGGCAGAUGAUGAUGGCCAUGCUUCUCACUGCUGCCUUGUGGCUAUUGGACGCCUGCAGGUGACGUCAACGCCCAAUACCAGUGACCUGAGUGGUGCCAACAACAAUGCGGAGUUCAUCUCUCGUCACUCCAUGGAGGGAAAGUUCACAUUUGUGGACCAGCGUGUGAUGGCCCUUCUAGGGUAUACGCCACCUGAGCUGCUUGGGAAGUCCUGCUUUGACUUCUUCCACCCCGAAGAUCAGACGCACAUGAAGGAGAGCUUUGAACAGGUGCUCAAGCUCAAGGGGCAAGUGAUGUCCGUUAUGUACCGGUUCCGUGCCAAGAGCCGCGACUGGGUGUGGCUGCGCACAUCUGCAUUUGCGUUCCUGAACCCAUACACAGAUGAUGUGGAAUACAUUGUGUGCACCAACACCAGUGCCAAGUCUCUUCACUCUCAGCAGACGGACGGUGGGGCGGGAACAGAGCCCACGGAACAGGUGGCUGCAUACCAGCAACCCGGCCUUGACUACAGCUUGCAGCGAAGAGACACCACACCUGUGUACCCACACAUGAUAGCCUCCACGCAGCACAUCCAAAGUUCCCAGCAGCAACAGCAGCAACAGACGGCAACUGCCCGUCCAGGUUCCGCAAACGUGUACAGUAGCUAUGACCCAACACAUUCACCGAUCAGCUACAGUUCCCCUACCGCACAGCAGACUGGCUCAGGUUCUGUGUUGGGACGCAUCAGUAAGGCCAACACAACCAGCCCCACGCCUGCUCAGGCAGCCUGGAGUCUGAGACAGCCUGUGACAGAAGGGUACCAAUACAGCCAGCUGAGCCCGUCACGGUCACCCAGUGGGCCCACAUACACCCAGUUGAGUGCUGGUGCCCGGGGAGGGGCGUACCAUACCCCAACCACCGCCCCUGGCAACACAGGGAUGUGGGCGUGGCAGGGAUCUGGUCAGCCGUCGGACUCUGGCCCAGGUUCUAGCGGGUCGGCGGGACAUGCCGGAGGCUCUGGAGGCACGGUCACUGCAGGUGGGGGAGCAUCGGGGCAGGGGUCCGGGGGUCCACCACAGCAGCAGGAAUUGUCAGACAUGCUGCAGAUGUUGGAUCAAGGAGGGGCCACGUCAUUUGAAGACUUGAACAUGUUCAACACGAGCUUUGAGUAGCAGAGACUGUACACAUUCAACGUGAGCUUCGAGUAGCGUGGACUGAACGUGUGUUGUGGACCGAGAAUCUGAUUACUUCACCCCACCUGUAGCAUGAGACAUCUGUUGGCAUUGGCUCCACAUGCAUCUGCUGCGUAGGGUUGUCACGUGUUCCAGUGUGGUUACAUGCUUCAUGCAGGAAGUGUAAAUGACUCCUUAUGGCUGUUACAUAAGUGGAAUAUUCAGGUGCAGUCUCUCUUGAUCAUCCUGGCCUCUGUCUGGUGUGGGGGCACCCAUGUGACCCCUCUUGGUAGGGUGACAAUGAGGUGAAUAUCUGGAUGUGGCAGCAGAAGAAUCUGCUGGCAGAUAUCACCAGUUAUCAAACGCUGAACCCUCCUCCGGAUGUUACCGGGGGCCAUAUGGGUAGAGGAUGAUGUGCUCGAACUUGUGGAGUGCAGACGUGUGCAGAAGACAGUCUGUAUUGAGAGCUCGUGUGUUGUGAGUGUGACUCGCUGAACAGGUGAACUACAUUGGACUAGAAACUGACAACCCUGUGCAAAUAUAGCUAUGAGAACGUUGGUCAGUGUUAAGUGAUGAAGUCUACAUAUCCUGCAUAAAUGUUUUAAUAUUAUAGUUACUGUAGUCUACACACAUCUCUAAGCUAAACUCUCGCCUAGUGGCAGGGCUGUUGCAGCCUCGGCUGUGGCACUUACAUCGCAUUUGUUUAAAGUGGGAAGAACACAUUGAAUUCCAUUUUUACAGAGCUCACCGCAACGUUCCUCUUAUAUUGCAUUAUAAAUUCACUUCCUGGAAGCUGUGUGGAAAUACUCCUUCAGUACUUUGUUUCAUGAGGCAGAUUCAUUGCCUGAUCAGGAUGGUAACCUCUCAGUCUAGCGAAUCGGUAUGCUUUAUAUAUACAUAGCAGACUUUCCCACUUCCUAUGAUCCGUUAAUGCUAAGUAGCAUCUAACUUUUUGGCUGUCUUAUCAGAGAUUCUCUUCCAUCCCUGCCAGUGAAUGCACUGAAAUGGGACCUGGGACCUAGUCUCUUCUUUCCAUUUUUUAUAGUUGGUACCACUGCAGUACUGUUAAUUGUGUGUCAGGGUAAUAAAAAGUAGUGUUCUGGGUUGUGACACUGUUCAGUCCAGAGACUGUCUGACGUUCCAGGGGUCUGCUUCUUGCUGUUUACUUGCUUGGCUUAUCCCUUGACCCUGUGAAGAUGUUGGUGAUAUAUUUCUUCAAAACACAGGGCUGUCUUUAUGCUCUACAGAGUUACAACUCUGGAGGCCAGACUCAUCAUAGUUUCUGACUGCAGAACCUCAAACCCAACAAGAUAAUAAAAACAUUGAAAUACAUCAUUGCAUACAACUAAUGAAAUGCCCAUAAAAAAUUCAGUGGAAAAGUUUGGCAGUUUUCACCCCUUACUACGCCGCACCCCACUAGCCCUCCCAUUGAAGCAAUCUUCAUGUACAUUAUAGCCGAUAAAUGAUAUGAACUCCGUCCCAAGUGCAAACAAUAUAUUAUAUGUCCUUGAUCUUGCUCUCCUUUACACUACAU
Messenger RNA from Cryptotermes secundus, 3301 nucleotides. It is a transcript of the gene tgo, whose product is annotated as aryl hydrocarbon receptor nuclear translocator homolog. The transcript has 10 exons. Gene Ontology annotation, biological process: regulation of transcription by RNA polymerase II. Gene Ontology annotation, cellular component: nucleus; transcription regulator complex; cytoplasm. Lineage: Eukaryota; Metazoa; Arthropoda; Insecta; Blattodea; Kalotermitidae. Bases 52 to 1767 code for a protein of 571 amino acids. The record is from RefSeq and is a predicted model, not a curated record. Gene Ontology annotation, molecular function: RNA polymerase II cis-regulatory region sequence-specific DNA binding; DNA-binding transcription factor activity, RNA polymerase II-specific.